Molecule: messenger RNA, 1649 nt
Organism: Myzus persicae (green peach aphid)
Lineage: Eukaryota; Metazoa; Arthropoda; Insecta; Hemiptera; Aphididae
Gene: Atg10
Product: ubiquitin-like-conjugating enzyme ATG10
Exons: 7
Coding region: 900-1484 (194 amino acids)
Biological process (GO): protein lipidation; protein modification by small protein conjugation; macroautophagy
Cellular component (GO): intracellular anatomical structure
Molecular function (GO): Atg12 transferase activity
Source: RefSeq, a predicted model, not a curated record
AAAUAUCGUUUUGUGAAUGAAUUCAGUCUUCAAAAAGUUGUAUUUGGUACCAGGGUCCUAUUCGGCAGUGAUGAGCGCCGCCGUAACAUUCGAACGGAGCGCGUACCGCCGCCGUGGCCAGCAAUUCCCGGUUUUUUCCGCCGCCGUUAUGAAGUGCAUGGGCUCCUGUUAAGUUAAUAUAAUUUGUGGGGUAACCGACAAUCCGACGGACAGAAAAACAACGACGGCCAUGACAAUACGGACGACGGUCACAACAACCACGGGCCACGGCCCACGGCACCCCGAAAAACGACAUUAAUGACAAUAACGAAAAGCAAAAACGGUUAUGGAGCAUUGGCAUGCGCCGCGGCGUCGUGGCGGAACAGGAAACGGAGGGUCAGGACGAUAUAGCGUUUAACCACCAGCAAUGGCCACAGACGUAUUGCUGGCCACAAUGCUGGCGGACGUGUUCAGCCUUCAGUGCUCUCUGACUUUCAGUCAACAGCGGUGACGUGCACGGUCGUUAUCUGCCACGAUUAUCUGUCGAGCGUCGAGUGUGUUUCGGGCGUUCAGCGUAUCAUCCACAGAUAAUGUAUUAUAGAUAAUAAAAUGUGUUAUCUGUGGUAUCAUUCUAGUACUGCGUGAUAAUAAGUCGUCGACUGAUAAAUAGUGAUAAUGACGGUCCGUGCCGCCGAGGUUUUGAUUUUUCAAAUAUUGAGGCAAUAUUUGUUGUUGAAUUCAUCGUAGAUCAUGAUUCUUUGGAUUAGAUUUCAUCAUACAUACAUACACAAUACGUCAAUACAUCACAAUGCGGUUACGUUGUAAAACUUGACGACGACAGAUCCUAGUUCGUUAUCUCGACAGUUAUUGAACGAGCUCGUCUGACCUGAGUUAUCGAAUCCGAACUAGGUACACAAAUCAUGAGCAUGACGUAUCAACAAUUUGUUGAGUAUGCUACAGAUUUAAAAAAUCAUUCAGACUCAAUAGAUGACGGUUGGAAUAUUCGUCAAUAUCAAUGUCCAAUGAAUGGAAGUUUUGACAAUUAUCUUAUCAAAAAAGAGAUACAAAAAAAGAAUACGUCUUCAUUGAAAUUUGACCACUCAGAUUCUCAUACAGAAGACAAUAUUCCAAUUGUUUGUGAGUAUCACAUAUUGUACAAUCUAAGUUAUUCAUGCCCAGAUGUGUACUUUAAUAUGUGGUAUACUGAUGGAAAGUUGCUUUCAUUAGAACAUGUAUGGUCUCUGGUUCACUCUUUUUUGAAACAAAAUGUAGUCAAUGAUAAGUGGAAUGCUAUAACUCAAGAGAUGCAUCCAUUUUUUAAUACACCAUUUUUCAGAUUACACCCUUGUAAGAAUACUCAUGUUUUGGAAAUGUUAGGUUUUUCUUCAAAAAAUAAUAAUAAGUUCAAUCCCCUGAUAGCAUGGUUAAGUACUAUUAGUCCUCUCAUUGGUUUGGAAAUACACCUAUCAUAUGGAAACAAAGAAUCAAAAGUUGAAUUUUUGUAAUGUGUAUUGAUUUUAAUUUUGUUUUGUUUUAAUUUUAUAUAAGUAAUUUUAAUUAUUAUCAAUCAAAUAUAAAAUUGAAUUUUAUAACAAAUAAAGACUGAAUGCUUAUCAUAGGUUCAAUUAGAGUGGCUUGGGGAAAAUCUGAUCCGAUACAUGACAUAAAAA